Molecule: messenger RNA, 927 nt
Organism: Prorocentrum cordatum
Lineage: Eukaryota; Dinophyceae; Prorocentrales; Prorocentraceae
Source: the annotation of a GenBank genome assembly
GACGAGACGGUUCCCUUCCCGGGCAGGUCGCAGGAACGCGGGGCCGCGGCGUACGCUCGUGCUCGCGGCCUGGUGCCUUCGCAAGGCAUCCUGGGGCCCUGGCCGACGCCCGCCUCUACGCUUCUCGUGGAGGACAGCGCGCGCCCCAAGGCGUGCGCUCGGUCCCCGGCCUCGCCGGAGCGCGGGGCGAAGGGGGGCGAGAUUCGCCGGGUGGGCGAGGCUCGACCGGCGGGCCCCCUUCUUCCGCCGCCUAUGGGCUAUGCGCAGCAGGAGGCCCAACCCUCCGACGUUCCAGAAGCGCUGUCGCUCGAGCCGCUGGCGUUGAUUCAGCGCUCGACCGACCCUGGCUACAGCUCGUGCGCGAAGGGCGAGACCAAGGUCAUCUGCGCUCUGACGGUGGAGGGGAGCUUCUACGAGCCCGACUUUCGCGUCUACACGAAGAUGCCGGAGGGCGAACUGAAGACCGGUCACGGCCUCCACCCUCCGGUUGCGAAGAGCGAUUUCCAUCUGCGGGUCGGCUCAGGCAGGGGGCAGUUUUGGGAGUUCGACGAGGAGUUGGUGCCCUUCUUUUGCGAGGAGUCGGUCUCCGUUCCGAUUCGCAAGGCCCGCGAAGCUCUGACGCCUCGCGACUUCGCCAAUGCGUUUCACAGGCUCUGGAGCGAUUGCCUGACUCCCCAUAACGCCCAGGGCCUACGCCGGGAGAAGCUGCCUGCGCUGCCCGAGCAGCCGGCGGCCGAGGCGGAGCACCCGCCGAGCCCUACGCCGGCGACGACGGAGGGGUGCGAGGAGGCGACUUCCGAGGGCGAGGACGACUGGCUCGAAGGACUGGACGUGGAGGCCUUCCAGGAUCCGCAGUACCUGAUGGCCGCGCUCACGCACAUUGCAGAGGCACCGACGGCCCGCCACCUGGGGCCCCUCGACUUCGAG